AGGGCGCAGUAGGAGUCGGCCGGGGCAGGUCUUGCUGGCUUGUACGCUCGCUCUCCCGCUUGCCUGCUUGCUUGCUUGCUUGCUUGCUCCCGCUCCCGCUCCCACCGCCGGCAGCUCCUCUGCAGGCCACCCCGCCGCCCGGGAUCAUCCCCCGGCCUUUCGCUUCCUUGGGCAUCUUCCCCGCCGGCGGCCCGGGCCCUGCCAGCUGUGCCCGGCGCAUCUGGAUGCCGCUCUGACCUCCCUCGCUUUGCUUUUUGGAGCCGAUCCGCGUCCCGGAGGCUCAGGGUUUCCCGCGGGGGGCCUCGCCGGCCGAUGGAGCGACGGCUGGAUGCGAUGUGGGACGAGCUCAGCCCCGCCCGCGGGGUCGCCAGGCCUCCCCGCCUGUCGGGCCUCUCCCUCCUCCCCACGGCCCGGGGCCUCUUCUGUUCUCCGGAUCCCGGACCCGUCACCAACUCUCCUGUCACCAACCUCACCCGGAACAUGGACGGUCUCACCGGACUAGGGAGUAACAGUGAGACCCCGAAGAGCCGGAAGAGGGACCUGACCUUCAGGAACCGGAGAACCUUUCUCUCUCAGGAGUCUGUGACCUCUGAGUCUUCUGAUGGAGGUGUCUGUUUGGAUUCCCCCAGCCAGCUGGAUCCCCAGGCCCAGGAAGAAGCCUUUGAGAAAGCAAUUCAGGAAUCGGGCAGAGUCAUUAGAGAUAAUAAGUUUCCCAUCAGAAGGAUCCAGUCCCUGCCGAUGAGACUUCUGGGCUCCAGUCCCGCUCUGAAGAACAUUACCAACGCCAGAAACCUGCCUCCCUCUCCUGUGGAUGGCCCAGAACACAAGCAGGCCAGUCUGUGGGACAACAAGGAGAAUGAAGGGUUUGUGUUCAAGAUGCCCACCCGCCCCACGGCCCGCAGCCGUCCGCAUGCCGUCGACUCGGCCAGCCGGAGGGAUGCGUUUGCCCAGAGACCGAACUCGGCACCUGAUCUGAUGUUCUGCAGUCCAGAGCGAAGUGAGGCUGAGGACGAGGCCGCCAGCCCCAUGUGCCUGCGCCGUUGCUCGCUCACCUCGAUCCUGGUGGACGAGGGCGAUGACGGAUUUAUGGACAUUCUCGAGCAAGACCUGAAGAAUGAUGACGACGAUGUCCCCUUCGGAAUGGAAAGUUUGCUCACUGCACCCCUUGUCGGGAAGAAAGAGGACUUAGUCAUGCACAGCAAGUGCCGCCGCCUCUUCCGCUCACCCUCCAUGCCCAGCAGUGCCAUCCGCCCCAUCCUGAAGAGGCUGGACCGGCCCCAGGACAGGGACACGCCCAUCAAGACCAAGCGAAGGAAGAGCAUCACCUCCCCAGCCUGUGAAAAGGCAGAGGAGGAACCGAGAGCACGAAUCCUGCGCUCUAAAUCUCUGUGCCACGAUGAAAUUGAGAACUUUCUAGAUAACGACCGGAGAGAACUGAUUGGCGACUACUCCAAGGCCUACCUGCUACAGACAGUGGAUGGGCGGCAUCAGGACCUCAAAUACAUCUCUUCAGAAACGAUGGUGGCCGUGCUGACGGACAAGUUCAGCAACAUCAUCGAGAAGUGUAUCAUCGUGGACUGCAGAUACCCUUACGAAUUCGAAGGAGGUCACAUCAAGGGUGCCGUCAACCUACCCCUGGAACAGGACGUCGAGAAUUUCCUGCUGAGGGAGCCGAUUGUUCCCCAGAAGAAAGAGAAGAGAGUGAUUCUGAUCUUCCACUGUGAAUUUUCGUCUGAGCGGGGACCCCGGAUGUGUCGAUUUGUCAGGGAGAAAGACCGAGCGACCAAUGACUAUCCCAACCUGCAUUAUCCCGAGAUGUACGUGCUCAAGGGCGGCUACAAGGAAUUCUUCCCCCAGUUCCAAGCCUUCUGCGAGCCUCAGGGCUACCGGCCCAUGAAUCACGAAGACUUCAAGGAAGAUCUGAAGCGAUUCCGCCUCAAGAGCCGGACCUGGGCAGGGGAGAGGAGCAAACGGGAGAUGUACAGCCGCCUCAAGGACUUCUGAAGGGCCGGGAGAGCAGGACUCGUGCCGCGCCCCCUCCCUCCCCACCCCUCCCCUCCCCCUUCCUUUUCUCCCUACCUCUGGCUCUCCAGGAAAAGUGGGGCUAGAACUGUGGACCAUUUCCGCAGCCUCCCCCGCCAGCCAUUAUCACAGAUGGAAACCCCAUGCCUUAUGCCUCAGGACCACCAUCAGUCUUCUGACCACAUGCCUUGCUCAGUCUGACUUUUCCCCUUGGAACCUGAAUGUUCCAGGACAAGUGGAGGAGAAGACUCUUCUCAGCACUGCCUCUCACCUCCUCCAGCAUAGAUGGAUGAAUCUGGAUUUGGAGAAUCCUUGCCCCCCUCCUCCCCUCCACCUGCACCAGUGGUGCUUCCUGUUUAGACCCUGGUUGUCGUCGGGACAGUGUGGAUGUGUGUGUGUGUGUUUACGUGUGUGUGAGAGGCUGUCGCUGGGGCCCCGCCAAGGUCCUUGAACCUAAGGCCUUGUUAUGGACAUUUUGGCAGCUAUAACCCAGCACCCCUCCUAUGUAGAAUCUUGCGAGCCAUGUAGAAUUUAACUCUUCUCGUUGCCCUCCCUUUGGCCCCCACACACGCGGGUCCCGUGGACUGUGAGAGAGGACGGUACGCCAAGCACAAGAUGAUCGUCAUGGUCAAUGGAAUUGGACAUCGACAUCGUUCCUGGAGAUGGAACACCCCCAAGGCCGAGUGGAUGAGGAUUAAACUUGCCAGCGUUUAGGGAUGGGGAGUCCGCUUUGGUUUUGAAACUGUCUCGGUCGCUCCCUGGAUCUGACCCCUGUAGACACUACAGUCUUGUUGGCUUCGGACUUCCGCUUCCAGUUCUCCAUCUUUGUAAGAUGGAAGAGGAGAGAGGCGCAGUCUGAAGCUGUGAUUUUUAUCUCUCUUCCCCUCUGGGAGUCAGGGCGGUCCACCCCACCCACCUCUGCUCAUUGUGUGUUUAGGCAUUUUUAAAAUACUUGCACAACAGAUGUUAUUGCACAGGAAUUCUCCUUUUAAACCAGCAGGUAGGGAAGGUCCAGGGAGGCUUCCAUAUUUCACAUUUUUAGAACCUCUUCUGGGCCUUCAUAGCCUUGACCCUCCCCCCACAAUGAACUUGAAGAGCAGGAAUCACGUUCAGAUGGAAAUCAUGUAGUAUGAAUUUGGAAGCCUUUCGGAACUCACACUCAGAACUAUUCCCUCGGACGGUCAACCCCACAGUGCUUAGCUGUCGGGAGCCGUACACAGCCAAAGUUACUGCCUGGUUCCUCUGUGACCUAAGGUCUUUCAUCCCGGUCCCUCCCCCCCGACCGCAGAAGCACUUAUGAACUGGACUCUUGUGUGCGCAGGCGAAUGGUGACUGUUUCACAUGUGGGCUCUACAGGGUGGGUUUGCUUUUAGCUUUUCUUAUUUACGACUCAAGCCCCAGUCAAAUCUCUGGGGUGGGAGAAGUAGUUGGUGGGGGUGACGAGCCGUUUUCUAACGUGGAAGUAUUAACCUGUAGACGUGAUGCAGCUCACUCAUUAAAAGAUUCAUUAAAAUGAA
This is a messenger RNA of Ornithorhynchus anatinus (platypus), 3539 nucleotides long. It is a transcript of the gene CDC25B, whose product is annotated as cell division cycle 25B. NCBI's taxonomy places the organism in Eukaryota, Metazoa, Chordata, Mammalia, Monotremata, Ornithorhynchidae. The record is from RefSeq and is a predicted model, not a curated record. The transcript has 16 exons. Bases 313 to 2004 code for a protein of 563 amino acids. Gene Ontology annotation, molecular function: protein tyrosine phosphatase activity. Gene Ontology annotation, cellular component: nucleus; cytoplasm. Gene Ontology annotation, biological process: positive regulation of G2/M transition of mitotic cell cycle; positive regulation of G2/MI transition of meiotic cell cycle; protein dephosphorylation.